AUGACCACGCCACCGAGCGUUGCCGCUAAGCUCGAAACCUCCUGUACCUACGUUUGCGACCAAGAUACUGCGCUGCCAUCACAUUGUUUUUCGCCUGGUUCUCACACCUUCCACCCUGCGCCUUUUGCCCGUCGAGCCUUUGGUCAGGCUACUUCGGCGCGUACGGCGCAGUGCAAGAGCAGGAUGUCUACGAGAUCGUUGCGGCAUCGGUCCAGCCGCUACUCGAGUCCAGCCACGUUCGCUGAGAAAGAGAUGGCCUCAAAGCCCACUGAGGCUCCAGUGAUACGAAAUGGCGGGCAAUCGAGUCUGGAUGCAUGGAUUGAACCACCGCUGCGGCCUGCGGUUCCGAGUUUCGAAGACACAAAAGGGCUUGAGAGGCUUGGUGUGCUGGAAAACAUGCAACCACUCGGGGUGGCACCUACCCAGCGAAUGCUGCAGAAAUUGAAGCUGAACUAUGUCCGGCCGUCACCACGCCCCACGCCGGUACAGCCUGAAGAAGCGAGAGCAGUGGCGACGGAGCCUGAAAAGCUGGACUUUGCGUCACCCUUGGAGUCUGAGAUAAUGUCGGAUCAGCCGUCUGAACCACCUCGACAAGGAGAUACUGUCGUCAUUUCUAGUCCGCCGCGUGGCCGACCACCCAGAAAAGACAUGUCGGAUAUAUCUCAGCCAGCCAAUGUGUCGCCAUCGCCGGUCCAAUUAUCCUUGACUCCUACGAGUUAUGUAUCGCCAAAACCUCCAUCAAUACAAGAACACUUGAGGCGUGACCGACUACAUACCCAUCUUGACCGGGCUGUCCAGGAAGCUCAACAGAAGGGUUCGGCAGAUCUUAUUCCCGGUCUUGAGAGGUUACGUGACGACGCCCAAAUUAUGCCAGACCUCUGGAACGUACUCGAGGCAGUCGUGCAGCAGUCACCGAGUACGGCACAGUUCAAAGUCUUCAAGCGGUACAUCAAGUCCGGCAUUAAAACUCACAGACGUGCAAGUCAGAUUUCAGCCAGUCCUUAUCAGUCUACUCCUCAACGAUUUGACAGCUUCACCUCUCCUAGUCAUCCACAUCACUCACCGAAUCCUGCUCAGCCCGAUUUUACAUCAACCGGGCCCCCAGCAACUACACACCCCAGAAUAUCUCUCUACUUCAAUCGGUCUCGUCCUCAAUUAUCUUAUGGGCCUGGGAAUGCACCCAUCUCGCCGUCCACGGUAGUGCACACCAUGGAGGCCACUAAUUCCGUCGAGAAUCCAACUCAGACCGUCACCAUGACAUCGCACAAGCGAAAACGAUCACGGAGCGCAUCAAGCGGAUCCUCGCUGUCGUCGGCCAAAUCGAUACCUGAUGAAUUUGGGCCUCCUCUGGCACUUGGUGACAGACAGUCAGGCAGUGUGCGCGCCCGGUCAGCCGGCCAGCGCCAAGCCACCAACCGAGCGACAGCUGGCAACAGACUUCGUUCAGCUGCCACAGCCCCGAAUUCUCAGUCGCCUGGAAAACAGUCACUUAUCGAUCCAGCACUCACGACUCAAGGUCCAUCUAAGAAGUUGAGAAAGAGUCGAGACGAGCCUGAUUUCGACGUCGAUGAGCUGUCACACCGGAAGCACCAUUAUUUGGAUGACUCUUUUCAUGACUACAACACCAUCCCUCGACCUGAGAGCAACGAACGAGGGCCUGUCAACGGUACGUCGGCCGACUUCUACUUGGAAGAGACUCCUCCAGCUCCGAUCCGCCAUCACCACCAAUUAUCGACCUCAAACGUCAAUCUGUCAUCUCCGUUGAGCUCUCAGGCCGCGGCCGAUACUAUACUGAUCAACGGCUCGCGGCGAAAGAGAGCCUACGAUGAAAUCUACGCCGAUGAUAUCGAUGUUAGUACUUCUGAAUCACAGUCACCGGGUCCAUUGCUUGUACCACCACCGCCACUGGGUGUAGCAAACGCAGCCUCACGAGGUGCAACUCCACGAUCAAGCAGAUUUGCACCACCACCAAAAGGCGUACGCAAAUCUGCUCGUGUGAUGGUAUCACCCAACAAACCAAAGAAUGGUGGCAUCACGGCAGGAAUUUCACGUGCGGGGCCUGGGCGUGAUGUUACGAUCGGCAACGGGGCGGAUUCAGGCGCUGAAGUGAGCAUACCUACCAAAUGUUUCAUGCAUAACCCAGCAGGGACUGACCCCGUGUAUCAGGACAACGACGAAUUUUGUGCAUCGUGUGGCGGCGAAGGCAAGCUUCUUUGCUGUGACGGCUGUACUAAUUCCUUCCAUCACGCAUGCUUAGAGCCUCCAUUGGAUGCCGAGCAAGAAGUUGAGGGCGAAUGGUUUUGUCCACAAUGCGUCGCCCGGCGGAACAAAUCAACCACCCGGCCAACAGGCCUUCUUGGGUCGCUUCUUCGCCAAGUUGACGAGACCAUUCCCAGAGCAUACGCUCUUCCGCCAGAGGUUCGCGACUAUUUCGAAGGUGUUAAGACGGGCGAAGAAGGCGAAUACGAAGAAGUCGGCCUUCCUCGCACCCAGAAUAAUGCGGUGAAAAUGAAUCGAGCCGGGUUCAUUGAAGAACCAAACUACAAAGAGACUCGCGACAGCAAAGGAAACCUUAUCCUGUGCUACCUUUGCGGUCUUACUUCCAACGGUCGCGACAUCAUUCCUUGUGACUACUGUCCAGCUAAGUGGCAUCUGGAUUGUGUCGACCCUCCACUUGCUGUCCCUCCCAGACGUCGUGCAGAUGGGAAACCAAGCUCAUCAUGGCGUUGUCCCCUUCAUAUCGAUCAUGACCUCGCUGCCCUUGGUCGCCAAGCUGAAGCUGCUCCCGGCGAUCUUGGUCGUGUUCCUCGACUGCGCAAGCCGAAGAGCGCUGUACCGCUCGAUAUCCCUUUCUCUCGAGGGUUCCCCAACAAUGGAAUCAUUGAAAUUGAUCUUAUGAAGGACGAGUCUGUUUUCGACAAAACUAAAGAACUUCAUAUGGAAGGCAAGAUAUAUCGGGUUCCGGAGAAGAGCAUCCGACUGGACUUUAUUGAUCGUGUCAAGAAGAGCUGGUACGAAGAUCAUGCAUUCCCAAGACAGUUGAACGCUCCCAAGAAGAUUCGAAGCAAGAAAUAUCGUCCUGAUGGGGUUGUCUUGCACCAUCCGCCCGAAGAGACAUUGGUCAAAAUUCGAGAACCUGAUUUCUUUACUGGGGCAAACGCACUCGCCAUUACCGAAACAGCAAAAGCAAACGCGGCGCUACGCAAGCGGUCCAUCAAAGAACAACAAGCAGUGCUUAACCUAGCUGAGAUGUCUCAGAGAGGUGUCGAUGGUUAUUCUGGUGAUGCACUGGCAGAAUUAACGAAUGCUCUCGUUAGCGAAGCCCCCUUUGAGGUCGUUCAGGCUGUUGAGCACCAAGAAGUUGACCAACUCCUUGCCUUGCAAGAUCUGAUCACGAGAAGACUUGCAGUACUCGGUCAUGCAACACCUAUGGCUUCAAUUGAGCGAGACACUCCUGCUCAGGAUGGAGGCGAAGUCCCAUCGACUAACAUGCUUCUUAAUAACGUCAAGUCAAAGAUGGUGAAUGGCGAUGUGGCUAAGCAGCACCCGGAAGAGGAAACAAAUGGCACAGCGAAUAGAGAAGAAGACGAUGCCGAUAACGAGAUGGAGAUGACUCCUUGA
This is a messenger RNA of Exophiala viscosa, 3621 nucleotides long. RefSeq lists its product as uncharacterized. Gene Ontology annotation, cellular component: Rpd3S complex. Bases 1 to 3621 code for a protein of 1206 amino acids. The transcript is spliced from 5 exons. Gene Ontology annotation, biological process: regulation of transcription by RNA polymerase II. NCBI's taxonomy places the organism in Eukaryota, Fungi, Ascomycota, Eurotiomycetes, Chaetothyriales, Herpotrichiellaceae. The record is from RefSeq and is a predicted model, not a curated record.